AUGUCCAUUGUCUCUAACAUCCCUGAAGUGAACCCGUCAAAGUUCUUUACCAGGCGUGUGUCAUUUGAUGAUUAUGAGCCAGCAGUUAUAGAGCCCACCGAUGUUUUAAGCAUCCAUCCUCCUCCAUAUUCUUCUCAGACAUCCUCUGAAGAUGAGAAUUCAAGUAUUCAGGAUGGUUUUAAAACUCCUGGAAAAAGUCCCUGCUCGAUCGCCAAAAAUUACCAUUUAAAGUCUAUUCUUAAAAAGCAGGAGGAAGAGGGUCCGAUAAACACCGCACGGAAGCUUUAUGAAAUUCCGGGAACGGGUAUCAAGAAAUCGCUUUUAGAUAUGACCGACCAGGAGCUUACUCUUUUGGAUUCGCAGUUCUCCACCAAAAGCGUCGAUGUUGAAAAAAAUUAUAGAUUUGAUUCUGACCCCAGACUCUCUCCCUUGACGAAUGCCGCCGCCGCUGUACGUAAGGGUGGUGCUGACUCAUAUUCAUUCAGUUUGUUGAAAAUGUCUGAUUAUCCAACCAAACCAAUCAUAAAGAAGAAUUCCAUUUGCUUGAACUUCAAGCAUGCCAAAUACAGUCAGAAAAUGAACAGCAACAAAUUCUAUCUCAUCUUGAUAUCGAAGUACAAGAGCUCACUAUCCGCCAUAGAUUUCUAUUUGGAAAACUAUUCGAAGAGCGGAGAUAACAUUGUGAUAUGUGCAUCUAUUUCUAACGUCUUCGAUCAAACGAUGGUUGAAAGAUGCAUUUUGGAUUUAGUUGGUCUGAUAUUAGAAAAGUUUACUGCUUACGAUAAGGACCUGGCGAUACAGGUCAAUUUUGAGUUUUUCCGCAAGAUUGAUUACAUGUCAGAAACGUUAAAUUUAUAUCAGCCAAGCCUGAUUAUUGUUGGAUCCAGAGAAAAUCGAAAUAAGUACACCUCGAUGGCCACAACCACAAAAAACUUUGUUCCUUUGGUUUAUGUCGGUACAAAUUAUAAGCCGAUGGGCUCGUCCGGUGGAGUGAAAUUUAAGGCGCCGUUUAAUUAUGAUAGAUCUGCAAAUCCGUUCAGCUCUUCAAAAAAGCCCAUUCAAUCUCUGAUUCUCUCGCCGGAAUUUGAGCCUACCGAGGUGUCACCACAAUCUUCGCAAUAUUUCACAAAGAGCUCGUCAUAUCACACGAGACGGAGUAGUGAUAGUGAUGGUGGCCAGGGCAGCUCACAAAAUGAUAGUAGUGGCGGCUUCGAUGCAGAUGACGAAGAUGAUGAUGAUCCUUUCCGGGAUCCUAAAACAUCGCAGGGUUCAAUGAGUGUACCUAUGGUGAAGAUUGAGAGUGUGGAGGAACCUUCUUCUCACAACAAAGUGAAGCCAACCUUCCCUUUUUUGAAUGCUGUUCCGCACCUCAAUCAGAUAAGCCGAGCUGACAAAGAGUUGCAAUCACUCCACCCGCAUUCACGUGCAACAUCUACCCCUUCUCUUGGAGCCACGGCUAUUACUAAAACUAAGUCCAAUCCGGCUUCAUUCUCUGGUGCGUCAUCUUCUAAUGAGAAAAGCAUGCCAGUAUUGAGAAAAGUUACCACUAUACCAGCUGUAAUCACCCCAGCGUCAAUUGAAAAGAAUGCUUUGUUUGAACGUUAUAACAGAAGAAUGUCGUCUGUUAAAAUUCCUACUGUACCAAAAAAUGUGAACUUGGGAAGCACCUCUAAUCUGUCAAGUCCUCAAAUUUCACCUACAUCAUCCUUAACUGAGUCCGGAGCUGGACCUACCUUACUCAACUCUUUUAAGUCAAAGCCGAAGAUUUCAAGAACUGAUUCCGAUGAUAUAGCUGUUAAAUCGAGUUCUUCUUCAGAGUCCUUGUUAAGGCCUCCAUUGGAACGUAGCGGUUCCAGUUCUACUGUCAAAUUCUUCAAAAAACUUUGGAAACACAAAUAA
This is a messenger RNA of Brettanomyces bruxellensis, 1899 nucleotides long. RefSeq lists its product as uncharacterized. NCBI's taxonomy places the organism in Eukaryota, Fungi, Ascomycota, Pichiomycetes, Pichiales, Pichiaceae. The coding region runs from base 1 to 1899 and encodes 632 amino acids. The transcript has a single exon. The record is from RefSeq and is a predicted model, not a curated record.